AUGUUACUUUACACGAAAGUAUUACUGACGCUGAAAACUUUUCCAACAAUGUAUAUAAGAAAUGAUGAGAUCUUAAUUGACACUUAUCAUAUGUACUAUAUUCCCAGGUGUAUAUUUUAUACUUUAAUACACUGGAUCAAUAUCAACUUAUUAAGAAUGUCCUUGGAAAUAAAUAAAGAAUCUAUUAUUAUGAACGAUUCGGUAGAAAAUCUACAACAUAAUUCUCUACAUCUAUUUACAUAUAAUCAAUACAUCUGGUAUAUUAGAUUCAGGUUGAAGGUUGGCCCCGGUGGUAGCAGUGUUCUUAUGCAGCUAUAUUAUUUGCUUUUUGGCGCUGCGAUAUUGAAUUGCUAA
Vanderwaltozyma polyspora DSM 70294 is the source of this 354-nucleotide messenger RNA. RefSeq names its product Tkp4 protein. The record is from RefSeq and is a predicted model, not a curated record. The transcript has a single exon. Lineage: Eukaryota; Fungi; Ascomycota; Saccharomycetes; Saccharomycetales; Saccharomycetaceae. Bases 1 to 354 code for a protein of 117 amino acids.